This is a messenger RNA of Brenthis ino (lesser marbled fritillary), 735 nucleotides long. NCBI's taxonomy places the organism in Eukaryota, Metazoa, Arthropoda, Insecta, Lepidoptera, Nymphalidae. The record is from the annotation of a GenBank genome assembly.
AUGAAGCAGUGCGAAAGGCGGACGCCGCAACAGGCAGGCGGCAGUCCAGGGCUCGGCUCCCACAUGUUAGCCAUGGAUGUGACCAAGGAGGCUCGGGCGUCCCCCUUGCCAGCCGGCGCUCAAAGUGCCAGUGCUACAUCUGCCCAGCCCCCACAGCCUCAGAUAUGCGCAGGAUGCAGCAAAGUGAUUACAGAGCGGUACUUGUUGAAAGCUCUUGAUCAGCUCUGGCAUGAGGACUGCCUGAAGUGUGGUUGUUGUGACUGUCGCCUUGGUGAAGUUGGACACACAUUGUACACGCGGGCUAAUUUGAUACUCUGCAAGAGGGAUUAUUUGAGGCUUUUCGGCAACACCGGGUAUUGCGCUGCGUGCAACAAAGUGAUUCCAGCAUUUGAAAUGGUGAUGCGCGCGCGCAGCAAUGUCUACCAUCUCGAAUGCUUCGCAUGCCAACAAUGUAAUCAUAGAUUCUGUGUGGGUGAUCGCUUCUAUUUAUGUGAAAACAAGAUUUUAUGCGAAUACGACUACGAAGAGCGUUUGGUUUUUGCUAAUAUGGCAUACAAUCCACCACCACUAUCGCAUCUUAAGAGGCAAACUACCCACCUACCUCCACCUCCGACGAGCAAUGCCAUGGCACUAAUGAACGGUUCAAGUCGUUCUGGAGAUUUGAACAACAACAUGAAUUCAUCUCCUGCGCCGUUCCCUCCACACCUGAAGCCCUUGGGCCUGUCCGCGUCCAGC